UGUCAGGAAUUUCUGUAACUAAACUCUCCGCUCCGGUUUGCUCCCAUGUGAGCCGGCGUACCUCCUAACUUGACCCGGUAGGAAGCAAGAUUCCGUGUCGGAGCGUCGUGGAUCCGAGCUGUCACGCUGCGCACAGUCGUAUCGCGCAGCAUACACGCUGUUUCAGGGUUGAGUAAAGGGAAAAAAACAGAGACAUUCCUCGACCUGCUACAUUCUUAGAGAAGAAUGGCUGCCAUGGAGUCCCCCAAGAAGCUGGAUUCCUGGCCGAAAUCCCUCAUUCCACGUCAGCUCUCCCUAAAGUCUGGAGCAUCUCCAUCCUUGCUCAAAUCCAGCCUACCCUACGCGAUCGCUAUAGCGGUCAUCACCGCUAUAAUCAUCCCCGUUCACCUGACGAUUCAGUCGAAUCCCGGGCUGAUGUCCCUGGUCUGGAGCCACGGCGGAGGCUCAGGCUCCCACCAGCCGCCGCCUCUCGGGUGGGCCGGGAGGAUGUUUUCCAGCAUGAGCGGCAUCGACGCGGCUCUGUGCCGAGCGGAUGUGAUCUUCUGGGAGAACGUCGCUCGCAGGAAGGCGAUCUUCCAGGGCGCGUUUCAGCCCAAGUUGGGGAACCCGGUGUGGAUGAAGGAGCUGGUGCUCAUCCCCACGUACCCCUGCCCCGUGAACGAGAGGAUUGGAAAAUGGGGUGAUGGCGGGAAGUGGACGUGCCUUCUGCCCAACGCCAUACAGAAGACUAACCCCGUCGUAUACAGCGUUGGGAGCUUUGGGAUGUACUCGUUUGAGCAGUCCAUGUACAAGAUACUAGGCGCCAAGCCCUACACCUUCGACCCCUUCCUCAAUACGAACAAGCGCGAGAUCAUGGCAAACCUCACUUGCCUCCACUUCAACGAAAUCGGGCUCUCAGGAGCCAAGUCCCUCCCCGCCUACAAGAAAAGCUCCCCGGACAAAAAGUUUUCAACGCUGCCCGAUCUGAUGCGGCAGUUCGGGCACACAUAUGUGGAUGUGUUCAAGAUUGACUGCGAGGGGUGUGAGGAGGAGCUGGUGAAGGACCUGGGAGCGGCGCAUUUGAACACGGGGAACAAGCUGACGCUGCACGGGGGGAGGCUGCCUUUUGGGCAAAUUCUGAUUGAAUUUCACCAUACCAGCGGCCCUGUUCGCACGCUUGAAACCUUCUACACACUUGAGCGUCUUGGCUAUCGCAUGUUCAGCAUAGAGUACAACCCGUACUGCGUCAACUGCGUCGAAAUGAGCUUCAUUCACGAGAGCCUUGUGCGGCCAAAUAGUGACACUGACUGCCGGCCGUUUCUCACCCCUGCACUGGAGGAUGAGGGGGAGAAGGGGGAGACGAAGACGGAGGUUGGAGGGGGUGUUGCAGGUGGUAACUCUUCUGUGAGUGAUUCUGGAGCAAGCGUUGUAAAAAAGAGUAAUGGUUAGAAGCCUGGGAUUCCAUGAGAGAGGAAAAUGAGUGAAGCGGGAGGGAAUUGGCACAGGAAAGGUCGUAGUUGAGAAAGAUGGGUAAUGUUGUGUGGGGAUGCAAAUAGAAGACUACGUAGUGAUGUUAAGUGUGUUGUGAUAAAUGAAGUUUUCCAUU
This is a messenger RNA of Closterium sp. NIES-67, 1585 nucleotides long. The record is from the annotation of a GenBank genome assembly. Lineage: Eukaryota; Viridiplantae; Streptophyta; Zygnematophyceae; Desmidiales; Closteriaceae.